AUGAUUCAGUAGGGGAACUAUUUUGUUUUGACGGAGUGACGUGCACUGGUGGGUAAACCGUCGGAGUUGCAUGCUAGCGGAAAACAUCUCAACAUGGAGCCAGACGUUAUCCCCAAUUCUCUUUCAAAUCUUGCUGAUGAUUGUGACCUGGGAGCAAAUCUGAAGACACUGAAAAUAACAGACAAUGUUCGAGAAUUACAAACUGUUUUGAGGGACAAAUCAACAUCACGCAGUGAUUUCAUCUUUUAUGCUGAUCGAUUAAUCCGGUUGGUGGUAGAGGAGGGGUUGAAUCAGCUGCCCUACAGAAAGUGUGUGGUUACAACUCCUACUGGUCAGCCGUACGAUGGUCUACGCUACGAGAAGGGGAACUGUGGUGUCAGCAUUGUCAGAAGUGGGGAAGCCAUGGAACAAGGUCUCCGCGACUGUUGUAGAUCUAUCCGGAUCGGCAAAAUACUCAUCCAGAGUGACGAAGACACUCACGAAGCAAAGAUUGUAUACUCAAAACUGCCGGCAGAUAUCGCAUCUCGAAAAGUUCUCCUGAUGUACCCUAUUAUGAGUACAGGUAACACCGUGUCCAAAGCAGUCAAUAUUUUACAGGCUCACGAUGUCGAUCAGGAAAAUGUCAUCUUACUUAAUCUUUUCUGCACACCUCAAGCUGCCAAGAACGUCAUUGCACAGUUCCCGGGAUUGACGAUAUUCACAUCAGAGGUGCAUUCUGUUGCACCCAACCAUUUUGGGAUGAAGUAUUUUGGAACAGAAUAAAUGUGACUUUGUGAAAGAGGUUUUACCCCACUUGAUGUUUGACAGUUAAUCUCAUUCCAUGUCCAACGUUCACACGUGACGGUGAAACAUUCGAACAUCCAUGUGUUCCCUUGGCUGUGGGACGAAGAUGACGAUUCCAUCAACACCAUGUCACUGAGCCGGAACAUCAUCCUCAUUAAGUCACAACACCAUCCUCAUCCCGAUGUCAUUGUACUGUCACAUUUACUUCUACACAUUGAAGCUGUUUGAACCUAAGAUCCUCAGCUCUUGUAACCUCAAAUGGGACAUGUUUCUGAAAGCCUUAAAACAUUUUUUCAUUGUUUUAACAUUUUGAAUGUUGGUAUUGAGAUAAUGUGUACAUUACUGUUUGAGAUAUUGGUAUUUGUUGAUAUAUUGUUCAUGCGGUUAGGUGUAUAUGAAGAGCUUAGAGCUAAAAGGGGCCAAAAUGCACUUUGGCCCUUUUUGCAUAUUAUUGCAUAAAUAACAUCUUUGAGUUCUUGUCUACCUGUAGAAAAAAUAUGGUUUGUUUUCAUUGAUGCGUUUUUGAAAUAUAGCUACUUAAAAUUAUAUAAAAGGGCCAAAGUCAAGUUCCAAAGGGCCAAAGUCACUUUGCUAGAUUUUGGCCCUUUUAGUUCUCAUUUCCGUGUGUGGUUGAGACUGGUUGUCUGAGAGAGAUUUUGAAAGUUUGGACUCAUUAUUAUUAUGUUUCAACUGUUUUAACAAAGUUGGCAUUAGUUUGAAUCAUCUAAAAAUACUUCCAUAUUAUGUGUUUGUACUUUCAGUAAUAGUUAAACAAUCUCAUGUUAAAUCCCAUGCAAAUGCCUGAGGGUCAAAAAGGGCCAAAAUACAGACAUCGGCCCUUUCCACCCUUACACAAAUUAAAAACGUAAGUUUAUUUCCUUUUGUGAAUGUUAUUUAUAAACAUUUAAAUCUCUGCUGUUAGAAUGCGUUAAUGUCUAGGAAUUUAUCGGUUAAGUUCAUUAACAUGCAUUAUAUUAUGUGUUUUCAUCACUUUUCUCAAAACAGACUCCACAUGGCAUUGGCCCUUAUGGCUCCAAGCUCUUCAGUUGUGGGUCGUCCCUUAGGCUCAUGAUGCUGGUUUCAAACCAAUGAUUCACCAUGAUUAUGUUUCCUUAUUUGUCAGCACAGGCAUUUGACACAAGCUGGAGAAACUGAAAUACUAUUAUUAUACACAUUGCUCUUCUUUACUUAUCUUGGGGGUACGGGUGGCCACGAUUCGCUGUGCAGAGUUGAGUCCCUCGGGAACGCCAGAAACCUAUGAUUGUGGGUUAAUAUCAUGGUUCACCCCAAUUAUGUUUCUAGGUUUGUCAGCACCAUAUCG
Molecule: messenger RNA, 2104 nt
Organism: Haliotis rufescens (red abalone)
Lineage: Eukaryota; Metazoa; Mollusca; Gastropoda; Lepetellida; Haliotidae
Product: uracil phosphoribosyltransferase homolog
Exons: 7
Coding region: 94-762 (222 amino acids)
Source: RefSeq, a predicted model, not a curated record